Naegleria gruberi is the source of this 756-nucleotide messenger RNA. RefSeq lists its product as uncharacterized. Gene Ontology annotation, molecular function: oxidoreductase activity. NCBI's taxonomy places the organism in Eukaryota, Heterolobosea, Eutetramitea, Acrasida, Naegleriidae. Bases 1 to 756 code for a protein of 251 amino acids. The transcript has a single exon. The record is from RefSeq and is a predicted model, not a curated record.
AUGUCUACAACAACAAACAAAUUAGUCGUCAUUACAGGUGCUUCCAGUGGUAUUGGUGAAGCUACUGCAGUUUUAUUCGCUCAGAAGGGUUACAAGUUGCUUCUCCUUGCUAGAAGAAAGGACAGAUUGGAAGAAUUGGUGAAUGAUAGUCGUUACUCUUUCAAUCAAGAUAAUACUCUCAUUCAUCAAUGUGAUGUCACCAAUGUUGAAGAUAUUCGUACAGGAGUUGAAUUGGCAACCAAAAAGUUCAAUUUACCAGUUGACUGUUUCAUUAACAAUGCUGGAAUUGGUCAUUCUUCUCCACUUUCUGAGCAAUCAUUAGAUAAGCAAUAUGCUGUCAUUGAUGUCAAUAUCAAGGGUGUCCUCAACGGCAUUAACGUCGUUGCCAAGGACAUGGUCCAACGACAAGCAGGAACCAUCAUUAACAUCAGCAGUAUUGCUGGAAGAAAGACCAUGGAUGGUGCCUCAGUUUAUUGUGGUUCAAAGUUUGCAGUUCAUGCCAUUAGUGAAACAUUGAGAAGUGAGGUUGCUUCUUCCAAGGUCAGAGUUGUUGUAAUUUCACCUGGAGUGACAGAGAGUGAAAUUACUGGACACGAUGAGAAACUACACGAAAUGGUUGAAGGAAUGAAGAAGGGACUUACUUUGGGUAUUCUAAAGGCACAAGAUGUUGCCGAAUCUAUUCUGUAUGCCUAUCAAGCUCCUCCACAUGUUUGUUUGAGAGAAAUUGUUUUGGCACCAACAGAACAAUCCCUUUAA